AUGGCGAAGUGUAUUUUAUCAAGACUAUUCUCUUGCGCCAGUCCCAGCGACAUCACCGGCGACGGUGGUAACAGAGAGGUCAGCACUUCGUCGCGACACAGCUUUUCUUGCAGUCUGAUGGAGGAGAACGUAGCUAUUGCCGAGUCUACCAUUGCCAAAUGGGAUUUCGACUCCUCCAACUUCCGCGACAAAUCUCUCAUUCGCGCCAAAAAGCUCAUGCAGACUGCCAUACGCCGCCUCGAGAAGGAGUUCCACCACAUCCCUCCUACCAAUCGUCAACAUAUCGACUCCGUUAGCCGCUCAUCCUCAUCCUCAUCCUCAUCCUCAUCCUCGUCCUCUGACGAAGACGAUAUCCAUCCCUCCACAUCUGACGCCAUCGCUGAACUUCGCUCCAUCGCGGAAUCAAUGAUGGCUAAUGGUUAUGGCAUGGAGUGCAUCCGUAUCUACAAGCUCUUACGCAAAUCGAUCCUUGAGGAAGCCCUAUUCCUCCUCGGAUUCGACGUCCACAUUCCUUUUUCCAACUUCCACAAGAUCGAUUG
This is a messenger RNA of Phalaenopsis equestris, 539 nucleotides long. RefSeq lists its product as uncharacterized. Gene Ontology annotation, cellular component: exocyst. The transcript has a single exon. Gene Ontology annotation, biological process: exocytosis. The record is from RefSeq and is a predicted model, not a curated record. The annotation marks the transcript as partial. Lineage: Eukaryota; Viridiplantae; Streptophyta; Magnoliopsida; Asparagales; Orchidaceae.